Molecule: messenger RNA, 859 nt
Organism: Raphanus sativus (radish)
Lineage: Eukaryota; Viridiplantae; Streptophyta; Magnoliopsida; Brassicales; Brassicaceae
Product: ras-related protein RABD2b
Exons: 8
Coding region: 130-738 (202 amino acids)
Molecular function (GO): GTPase activity; GTP binding
Source: RefSeq, a predicted model, not a curated record
GAAAAGUAAAUAACAUUAAACUCUGACUCACCUUUUUAGGUCUCUCUCUCUCUCUCUUUCAGACGACGAUUACUGAUAUUCCGUUGAUCGCCAGAUUCUCUACGUUGGAAAUAUCGAUCUAGAUACGCCAUGAAUCCUGAAUAUGACUAUCUGUUCAAGCUUUUGCUUAUCGGUGAUUCUGGUGUUGGAAAAUCCUGCUUGCUUCUAAGAUUUGCUGAUGAUUCUUACCUGGACAGCUACAUCAGUACCAUUGGUGUUGACUUUAAAAUCCGCACAGUUGAACAGGACGGAAAGACAAUCAAACUCCAGAUCUGGGACACAGCAGGCCAAGAGCGUUUCAGGACAAUCACAAGCAGCUACUACAGAGGAGCUCAUGGCAUCAUUGUCACCUACGAUGUCACUGACCAAGAGAGCUUCAACAACGUCAAGCAAUGGCUGAACGAAAUCGACCGUUACGCCAGUGAGAAUGUGAACAAGCUACUGGUUGGGAACAAAAACGAUCUCACUUCACAGAAAGUUGUCUCCACUGAGACUGCUCAGGCUUUUGCAGAUGAACUUGGGAUCCCUUUCUUGGAAACAAGUGCUAAAAAUGCAACCAAUGUUGAAGAAGCCUUCAUGGCCAUGACUGCUGCUAUUAAGACCAGAAUGGCUAGCCAACCGUCUGGAGGUGCCAAGCCACCGACUGUCCAGAUUCGCGGACAGCCAGUGAACCAGCAAUCAGGCUGCUGCUCAUCUUGAUUCCCCAUUAGUCUCAACAAGUCUCUUUGGAUCAUUACAACAACCAUUAUAAUCAUUUGUUUGCAUUGCAUGUAAGACUUCUACAAUUGACAACUCGUUGAAUCCUUUUCCUUUUGUUUUU